UUAGUUGACUGCCGCUAAUGGCAUGGUGAGAUGUGUUGAAGAGCAGCUGCGAGGGUGUCCGACGGCAAGGGGACUGCUCUAGAAGCUGGGCUUGCAACAUCAUGGGCCAGUGUGUCACGAAGUGCAAGAAUCCUUCUUCUACCCUUGGCAGCAAAAAUGGGGAAAGGGAAUCCGGCAGCAAGUCGCAUAGUAAGAGAAGUGCAGUCCACAAAGACGACCAUGGUUCAGCUUGUGGGAAGUCUUCAGGAGAUAUACUUGUGAAUGGGACAAAGAAAACGGACGCUGCUGUAGAGUCUAGUCAGCCUCCAACGUUUUCUGGAGAUACAAAGAAAGACUCUGUUUCCAGCACAGAAGAAUCUUCGCUCCAAAGGAUCGGGGAGUUAUUUAGGAGGUAUAAGGAUGAACGGGAAGAUGCCAUACUGGAAGAAGGAAUGGAACGAUUUUGCAAUGACCUCUGUGUUGAUCCCACUGAAUUUAAAGUGCUAGUUUUGGCUUGGAAAUUCCAGGCUGCUACCAUGUGCAAAUUUACAAGGAAGGAGUUUUUUGAAGGCUGCAAAGCAAUAAACGCGGACAGCAUUGAUGGCAUUUGUGCAAGGUUCCCCAGCCUCUUAAACGAAGCCAAGCAGGAAGAUAAAUUCAAGGAUCUCUAUCGUUUCACCUUCCAGUUCGGCCUGGACUCUGAAGAAGGACAGAGGUCGCUACAUCGGGAAAUAGCCAUUGCCCUUUGGAAAUUAGUCUUCACCCAAAACAAGCCCCCCAUUUUGGACCAGUGGUUACACUUCCUAAUUGAGAACCCCUCAGGAAUCAAGGGAAUCUCCCGGGACACGUGGAACAUGUUUCUAAAUUUUACUCAGGUGAUUGGACCGGACCUUAGCAACUACAGCGAGGACGAGGCCUGGCCGAGUCUCUUCGAUACCUUUGUGGAGUGGGAAAUGGAGCGAAGGAAAAAGGAAGAGGAAACCAAAUGUAUUACGUCUUCGGACACAGAGGGCCUGUGUGCGGAGGAACAGACUUAGCGGCGUCGAAGCAGCAGUGAUGAAAGCAACCUGUUGCCCUUCAUAAAAUGUAAACUCUGGAUGUUUCUGGAAAUUACCGAGACUCCAGAUUUUUCUACUUUACACCUUUUUCUGCCUUGUCUUUGAAAGGGCUCUAAAAUGCUGUAUCAUGUUUUAGGCACUUUCUUAAUUUUGGUUAUUCCUUUUACUCUUGCCCUGAAAUAUUUGACCCUGGCUACAAGUUAAGCAUUUUUGGUUUGUUUUUUUUUUUUUUUAAGACUUCAGAUUAGUAUAAGUCAGUCUGAUACUUCUUGCACAAUGUAGAUCUUUUUAGUUAGGUUAAAUUAACAUUGCUAAAUUAUACAGUGCCAGAUUAAGUUUUUCAGACUACAUCUGUCAGGGCAGGUCUGUACUGUGUGUAGUGCUGUUUACAUUGUUGAAAUUUUAGGCUGUAAUAAUUUUAAGGUUUUAUACCAAGAUGAACAGCAGUGUUAACUGUUAACUAUAAAUGCAUUAAUCCCCCGGUAAUAAGGCUCUAAACAACAUAAGCAACAGCUUUUUGUAAUAUGGCUAAUUCCCAUUUUAAGCUAACUCCUAGUGAAUGAGUCCAGAUCAUUCCUUUUUUUGGAGUUUCAAACUAAAUGUUGGGAUUGUUUUAUAAAAUUACUGUACCUGUCAGUCAACUGAGUGGUAGAUGACGAUUUGUAUCUAAAUCUCUUACCCAUCACGUAAUAAAAGAGCAGUG
Messenger RNA from Nipponia nippon (crested ibis), 1740 nucleotides. The record is from RefSeq and is a predicted model, not a curated record. NCBI's taxonomy places the organism in Eukaryota, Metazoa, Chordata, Aves, Pelecaniformes, Threskiornithidae.